AUGCAUCCAGAUUCUCAACUUGAAACUGCCUUGGAAAAUGGGUUCAAUCCAAAGAGCUUAUUGGCUUUGGAGCUGACCAAAGUCAAUGAGCCUGCUCGAACAAUCCUUGAGGAGUACAGCAAGAUCCCGGCUGCUGAAAUCCUGCAGCAUGUCACCGAUUUGAGAGAUCGCGCAUUCGAAGUUUUUCCCUAUGCCUGCAUUGGGCAGGCUGCUUUCCUUGAUUUGAGAAUCGCCUCGUCGCCUGUAUACCAGGAGAUGCUUGGGCGAGUGAAAAAUGGAGAGAAGCUUCUUGACCUUGGGUGUGCAUUUGGACAAGAGCUGCGACAACUGAUCUACGACGGCGCGCCAUCUGAAAAUCUCUAUGGAUUAGACCUGCAACCCAGAUUCCUCGAUCUCGGCUACGACCUAUUUCGCGAUCGCGAAAUCAGCAAAAUAAACUUCAUCAGUGCUGACGUGCUAGCUGAUGAUUCAGAGCUUGUUCACAACCUGGCGAACCAACUCGGUAUUGUCUAUAUUUCGCAGCUUCUCCAUGUCUUUGAUUUUGAUCACCAAGUUACUGUGCUGAAGCGCGUAUUUGACUUGCUUGAAGAUAAACCUGGCUCUUUACUUGUGUGCCGAGUCGUUGCAUGUCGAGAUCAAGAUGCAGUCAACGCCACCACCGAUCGUCUUCCUUAUUACUUUCACGACCUGGCCAGCUGGGAUAAGCUGUGGGAGCGUGUUAAAAGGGAAACAAGUCUUAAAUUGAGUGUUGAGACGUGGGAACAGGAGAGUGAGCUAGCUUGGAAGCACCCUUUUCCAGGUCUUUAUAUGCUUGGCUCAAUCAUUCGACGGGGCUAG
Penicillium taxi is the source of this 837-nucleotide messenger RNA. Its product is annotated as class I SAM-dependent methyltransferase. Lineage: Eukaryota; Fungi; Ascomycota; Eurotiomycetes; Eurotiales; Aspergillaceae. The record is from RefSeq and is a predicted model, not a curated record. The coding region runs from base 1 to 837 and encodes 278 amino acids. The transcript has 4 exons.